This is a messenger RNA of Glycine soja, 1483 nucleotides long. Its product is annotated as ankyrin repeat-containing protein BDA1-like. The transcript is spliced from 2 exons. Bases 18 to 1352 code for a protein of 444 amino acids. Gene Ontology annotation, molecular function: protein binding. The record is from RefSeq and is a predicted model, not a curated record. Lineage: Eukaryota; Viridiplantae; Streptophyta; Magnoliopsida; Fabales; Fabaceae.
AAGUUCAAGUUCUCAAAAUGAGUUAUGCUGAUCAAGAAAAUGAUUCACUGAGUGCUCUUUAUGAGGUUUCAUUGAGAGGUAAUGUAUCUGAGUUAGACACUCUAAUAGGGAGAGACCCUCUUAUCCUACACAAGCUUCCAUUAACAACCUUCACUGAAACUCCCUUACACAUAUCAGCUUUACUUGGCCACCUUGAUUUCACAAAGUCUCUUCUCAGACACAAACCUCAACUUGCCCUUGAGUUGGACCAUUCCAAACGCACCCCUCUUCAUCUAGCUUCAGCACAAGGCCAUGUAGAGAUUGUCCAUGUGUUGUUGCAAACAUAUCAUGAACAUGCUUGUUUGAUGAGUGAUCAAGAUGGAAGAAUUCCUAUUCACUAUGCAGCUAUGAGAGGACGAACAGAAAUAGCAAGACAACUGAUUAUGGCAAAGCCUGAGUCAUUGAUGGUGCUUGAUGGAUCAGGAAAAACUGUGUUGCACCUAUGUGUUGAGCACAAUCACUUGGAGACCUUGAAAACAUUGGUGCAAGUGCGAGAUCUUAGUGGUAAUGAUUUUCUAAACAAAACAGACUUGCAUCAUGGGAAUACCAUUUUGCACUUCGCUGUUACCUUGAAGCAAGUUGAGACUAUAAGGUACUUGCUUUCGAUACCCAAAAUAAGAGAAGAAGCAAGCAUUGAGAAUAAGAUGGGUUGUACUGCUUUGGACAUGUUAGUGGAUGCUGUCAUAAUGAACAAUGGAAUGAACCAAACACAUUCACUACCAUCACUUAAUCCAAAUGAAAAGUAUUGGACAAAGAAUUUCAAACUGGGUAAAAGGUUCUUACAACAUCAGGGUGAAAGGCUGGAAGAAAUGAGAGGGAUGCUUAGUGUGGUAGCUACAAUGAUCUCAGCCAUGACCUUUAAUGCUGUAAUGAACCCUCCAGGUGGUGUUAUACAAGCAAAUGGUUCAGACUUACGUAGUUGGAAAAACAUGUUAAGUAAUAAUGUGAAGGAUGCUAUGGAAUUACAACCUGGGAGAGCAGUAUUCUUAACUACUCAAGAAUCUGACUUUGAAAGUUUUGUAAUGUUCAACUCCAUCUCUCUGGCUGCAUCACUUAGUAUUACUCUCUUACUUGUGAGUGGAGUCCCCUUAAAGAAUGAAGUCACCAUGGGGAUCUUAUCAAUAGGAACGUGUGUCACUCUCACAUUUCUUAUGCUUUCCUAUUUUUUCGGAGGGUUCAUGUUGGGUUUGAAGUCAGUUAAUCACGUAUUUUUUUUUUGGCUUUAUUUUUGGCUUGGACUUCUUGGGCUAAUUGUUGUCUUCACCAUGAUCCGCGUAAUUUCUUGGCUAGUAAAAGUUAUCAAACAUGGAUAAAGGGUUUACAACUAAAUCUGGGUUGUGCACACAAGUUGAAUUAGGCUAUUUUAUGUAUGCAAUACUUUUUGAGAAUUCUAUGUUGGUUAUGUACGAUGGUUGAUUUUGAUUGGACUAUGUAAUUGUUUGUU